This is a messenger RNA of Mugil cephalus (flathead mullet), 1092 nucleotides long. RefSeq names its product phenazine biosynthesis-like domain-containing protein 1. Gene Ontology annotation, cellular component: cytoplasm. The record is from RefSeq and is a predicted model, not a curated record. Gene Ontology annotation, biological process: biosynthetic process. Bases 110 to 973 code for a protein of 287 amino acids. NCBI's taxonomy places the organism in Eukaryota, Metazoa, Chordata, Actinopteri, Mugiliformes, Mugilidae. Gene Ontology annotation, molecular function: isomerase activity. The transcript is spliced from 10 exons.
AAGCCAAACAGACGGGGUCGAAAGUCCAUCUGGCUGCGGACGCUCAGAAACCGACCUCACUGGAGACUCUGUUGGUUUCAAGGCAUUUUCAUUUUUUUAAAUAACAAUAAUGGAGAUCGAAGUAUUCACGCUGGAUGCCUUCACCAAUUUACCCUUCAAGGGAAAUCCCGCGGCAAUUUGUCCACUAAUGCAAGAGCUGAGUGAUGUCUUGUAUCAGAAGAUAGCUGCAGAGAUGAACCUUUCAGAAACGGCAUUCAUCAUCAGGCUCAACCCCUCUGACGACUUCACUACAGGUUCAAGGUUCCGCCUUCGAUGGUUUACGCCAACUACUGAAGUGAAUCUGUGUGGCCACGCUACUCUGGCCUCUGCAGCAGUACUGUUCCAGUAUAAGAAGAACGUAAAUCCCACACUGGUGUUUGAGACUAGGAGUGGAGAACUGUCCGUCACUCAGCAGGGGGAAGGCUAUGUCAUGGACUUUCCACUAAAUCCACCCACUCAGGAGGAUCCCAAUGAGUUCAGAGACAUUAUCAAGGCAGCAGUUGGAAACCAUCCGGUACAGGGUGUCUAUCUGAGCUCCAACACUAAGAAACUGCUGAUUCGGCUGGCUGACAGCUGUGACAGGUCACUACUGACCAGUCUGAAAGUUGACCCUGCUGUUCUUCAGAGCAGUGAGAGGAGUGGACGAGUCAAAGGAGUCAUCGUCACUAUGAAAGGAUCACCAGACUGCCAGCCAGGAUAUGACUUCUACUCCAGAUACUUUGCUCCGUGGUUCGGUAUCACAGAAGACCCCGUCACCGGAUCGGCCCACACUGUGCUCGGAAGCUACUGGUCUAAAGAACUAGGAAAGAAUAAAAUGUUGGCUUACCAGUGCUCCAGUCGAGGCGGGGAGCUGGAACUUGAAGUGAGAGACGACGGAAGAAUCAACAUAGGUGGCCAAACAGUCACUGUACUGCAGGGAAAACUCAUAGUAUAAUUGUAGACAUAUAAAAAGCAAAGAGGGCUUGAGAUGUAGAGACAGCUAGGUACCUGCAGACAGAGACUUUUUACCACAUGAUAAAAAGUAGAUUUAAAUAAAGCAUGAAACAUACACAA